Molecule: messenger RNA, 2141 nt
Organism: Solea solea (common sole)
Lineage: Eukaryota; Metazoa; Chordata; Actinopteri; Pleuronectiformes; Soleidae
Gene: ccdc170
Product: coiled-coil domain containing 170
Exons: 8
Coding region: 502-2082 (526 amino acids)
Source: RefSeq, a predicted model, not a curated record
UGCUCACUUCCUGUUUGACGUAAUCAGGACGUUAUGCAAUAGCGCUGGGUUUUUUGAGUCCCCAAGUUUGGACUGACAGGUUGUCUGAACAUGUAAUACUUGAGUCAAAGCACAAGUAUCUUACAAGAAAAUGACUCUAAAAGAAGUUGAAGUCACAUUUUAAAAUAUCACUUGAGUAAACGUUUUAAAGUACGACAUUUACUGUACUUAAGUAUCAUGGAAACAUAACCUGCUAGUUCUCAAUUAGGGCAAACUGUAACUUCAUUAUUAUUAUUUCAAACAUGCUUGACCUGUCUAUUAUUGUGCUAUUGUCUACUACAAUCUCACAUUACUCUUAAUAUUAAUGCUUUUAUUUAAAAUAUAUGUGGGAAAUGUAUGCAAGUCUUCAGAUGGCAGCAGUCAUUACAGCACCCCCUCUGGUAGAGCAUGGUAUAGCCCGUGUUUGGUGUUGCCAGGUGACUUCUGCAACAGUAACACAAACCCCAUGCAACACAACCAACUAUGGAAGUUACGGAAAACUCUGAGGAGGUGGAACAGUCUAAUGAGAAGGAGAGGCUGAAGAUGAGAAUAGCUGUUUUGGAAGAGAGUGUGAGGUCUUCUGAGGUGGAGUGUAAAGCCAGCAGGGAGAUGGUGCUGAGGCUGGUGGCCGAGCUGGACCGAGAGAGGAAGAAGGCUGCCAGCAGUGCAGCAGCACUCGAUUCCCUCAAAGUGGAGUUAGAUGACCUGGCUGUGGGAAGGAAGAGUGUUGAGAUGGACAAAGACACACUAAUGGAGAUGCUUGAGGCCAGCAAGAGAGUGACAGAGGCAGCCAAGCGAGAGUCAAACUGUCUGGAGAAGCAGGUGGAGGAGCUUGAAAGAAAGCUGGUGUCAAGCCAAGGAGAGACUCAGGCAGCUGAAGACAAACUACAGAUGUUCCUGAAAAAUGUGGCAGGCCUGCUGUGGGCCAAAUCUGAAAAUGUCAUCCCACCCACAGAAAAAAAUAUUUUACAGAAACUGGAUAAGACCGUGUCGGAGAUGCAGGCCAGACUGUGUUGUGUCUCUGAGGAGCUGAGAGAGCAGGCAGAGCAGCAGCACGGCACACUGCAGAGGGCAAAGCUAGCAGAGCAGCAAGUCCAGGACCUGAGGGAGAGACUGCAAAGUCUAGAAACUGAGCUGAUGACAGCGGACAUGCGUCGAGAUGGCCUGAGACAGAGCAAACAGCAAUACGAAGAGUUCCUGGAACAGCUGUCCUCGACAAUGAUGGUCGACAGCGUUGCUCUUGAUCUCGGCUUCGACAUGAGGCUCAAACUCAUCCUGUCACGUGCAGAGCAACUUGUCAAAAGAGAAGGAGCUGCUUUGAUGGAGAGCAAAAAUCUGACUUACAAUCUACAGCGAAAGUUUAAAUCACAGAAGGAUCAACUAGAGAGCAAAGGACUCCAUGUCCAGUUCCUGAGAAAGAAGGUGUCAGAGCUGGAGGAGGAGAAGAGGUGUCGGUCAGCGUUGGAACGAGAUGACGCUCAUCUGGAGGCCAAGAGGAUGCAGAAAAAACUAGAGCAUCUCCAGAGCGAGCUGAAGGCCACCAAGCAGUCCAACGCUGAGCUCAAGGCUCAGCUGUCCCACACUAAUGAGCUCAAGUUGAAAGUGAUGGAACAGAGUCAGAGCAUGCAGGAGCAGAAAAAGAAGCUGGAGCAGCUGGCGGAGGGGAAGGCCAAGGCGGAGAACACGCUGAGUUCAGUGAGCUGGGACCUUCAGAGUCGAGAGAAACAGACCCAAGAGGAUCAGCAACAACUCAGCAGCCUCAGACAGAGCCUGGUUCUGCUGUCUGACAGGGAGCGAGAACUGGAGGAUUUCCGGAUGGUGGUUUUCCAGAUGCUUGGUUAUGAUGCCACAGCCCUGACUCUCCCAAAUAAUGAAAUCAUCAAAUUACUGGAGUUACUUAUUCACGAUCAUCACCACCAUCACCAUCUUCAUCACCACGUGAAGGUGCCCUGGCUCUGUCCUACUCACCAGAGGCCUCACCAUCUCCACCAAUUCCAGGACAGCUGCUCCCUGGACGUUUCUACCUCCAGGUCAGCUCAUCCAGAUGAUGCAGUUACCCUUUAAAACAAUUUCAAAUAUUUCAAUAAAGCCAAAUCUUACUUUAAAUAUAAGUAAUAUGGUUG